GGACAAGGUACCAGCCUCUUCCUGAAGUCCCGCUUGGCGCCACCUGAGCUGACCUGGGCCAACAGCAGACUUUCAAGGUGCUGGAGCUCUCAUCCGACGUGCGCAGCAAGAUUCCAGAGGAGAUCGACUACGAGGGCACCUGCAAGGUGCUGUCCACCGAUCCCUCCCCUCUCAAUGUGGUCUUGUUGCAAGAGAUCCAGCGCUACAACUCCUUGCUGCAGAUCAUCAGCUCAUCGCUGGUGGAGCUGGAGAAAGGCAUUCAGGGCCUGGUGGUCAUGUCAACGGACCUGGAGGAGAUCUUCAACUGCAUCUUUGAUGCCCGCGUGCCCCCCAUGUGGGAAAGGGCCUACCCCUCCCAGAAACCCCUGGCCGCCUGGACCCGGGACCUGGGCCAGCGCGUGGAGCAGUUUGGCCGCUGGGCGAAGACGGCUCACCCGCCCGUGCUCUUCUGGCUGUCGGGGUUCACCUUCCCCACCGGCUUCCUGACGGCCGUGUUGCAGGCAGCGGCACGCCAGAACAAUAUCUCCGUGGACACCCUUUCCUGGGAGUUCAUCGUCUCCACCGUGGAUGACAACAACCUAGUGUACCCCCCCAAGGAGGGCGUGUGGGUGCGGGGCCUCUGCUUGGAGGGCGCCGGCUGGGACAAGAAGAACUCCUGCCUGGGGGGGAUCUACUCCUGCCCUUGCUACUACUACCCCAACCGGGCGGGCACCUCUGGGCGACCCUCCUUCGUCAUCGGUGUGGACCUGCGCUCCGGAGCCAUGACCCCCGACCACUGGAUCAAGCGCGGGACCGCCUUGCUGAUGAGCCUGGACACGGUUCCCCGGGGCCACUGCCUGGCUCCUCACUUGCCCUCCAAGACCGGGGACUCCUUCCUCCGCAGCCACCACGUCACGGUGUUGCAUGUGGUGUGUGAGAUAGAGAGCGAGUGUGGGACGGUUGGGUCCCCUUGCUUGGCUAAGAAAUAG
Molecule: messenger RNA, 968 nt
Organism: Python bivittatus (Burmese python)
Lineage: Eukaryota; Metazoa; Chordata; Lepidosauria; Squamata; Pythonidae
Source: RefSeq, a predicted model, not a curated record